GUUCCAGCUAUUGCCACAGUGAAUUAGAAGGAAACAAAUCCCACCCUGAAAAAGAGCAAUGAAUAAAGCAAUAUUCAUCGUCAUGGUAACUUCGCAUAUUUUGUACCAUGCGGUUUCGCAACAACUGAGAUGGGUAGAUGUGGAGCAGGAAUAUGGAUUCUACGACUGCAUGGUAAACUUGGGAUUAAAACUAGACGAAGCAUGCCAGAAGUUUGGAACAAUAGGCAUGGAAACUGUGAACUUCACUGACUGCAAGAUGGGAUGCAAGAACGAUACAAAGGACGGAUUUGUCAACAUUACGUACGACAUUCCCGACAACACCCCUUGUGGAUUUUUCGGCGAAACAUGCCAGAAUGGGACAUGCGUGGGCACCUGUGACUUACCUGCACCAAACGGAUGCAAAAGGAGGCCGACAACAUGA
This is a messenger RNA of Ixodes scapularis (black-legged tick), 421 nucleotides long. RefSeq lists its product as uncharacterized. Lineage: Eukaryota; Metazoa; Arthropoda; Arachnida; Ixodida; Ixodidae. The coding region runs from base 59 to 421 and encodes 120 amino acids. The transcript has 4 exons. The record is from RefSeq and is a predicted model, not a curated record.